Messenger RNA from Cotesia glomerata, 3420 nucleotides. RefSeq lists its product as uncharacterized. Gene Ontology annotation, cellular component: ubiquitin ligase complex; cytoplasm. Gene Ontology annotation, molecular function: ubiquitin protein ligase activity; zinc ion binding; ubiquitin conjugating enzyme binding. The coding region runs from base 1567 to 3201 and encodes 544 amino acids. Gene Ontology annotation, biological process: protein polyubiquitination; ubiquitin-dependent protein catabolic process; positive regulation of proteasomal ubiquitin-dependent protein catabolic process. The record is from RefSeq and is a predicted model, not a curated record. The transcript is spliced from 6 exons. Lineage: Eukaryota; Metazoa; Arthropoda; Insecta; Hymenoptera; Braconidae.
CAAAAGUCAUACAAGCAGCCAUAGAAUCCGCGAAUAUACCAAUACCUUAAUAUCUAUAUAUCUAUAUAUAAAUGUAUACAUAAUACAACACAUGCUGGAAAAAUCUCCCACUCAUUUGUAUAUUGUAUAUUUCCAAGUUGUUUCUCUCUCGUUUCUUAUUCUUGGUAGUUUGUGUAUCCUUAGCGUAUUUAAAACGUGAAUAUAAAAUGAGUCACACGGGGACGGGCGUUAUGUUUAAUCCAAACAAAAACAAUCGAUAAAACAAUGGAUCAAAUUAAAGUAGUAAAUAAACACUGAAGAAGAGAUAUUAUCUAGACAAACAACAAUUUAUAAUUAUUAUUUUUUUUAAUCACAAGUGUUGAGUAUUUAUAAAUAAAUAGAUAAAUUUAAUUAAGAAAAUAUUAAUAUUAAUAUCAAGAAUAGUGAUCUUAUCAAGGCAUCUGUAAUUAACGCGCAAAUCACCCAACAAAACAAUAAAAAUGUUAAAUACUUUUACAAAAUAUAAAAAUAAAUUAAAACGUUAAAUAACGAAAUAAUCAGUAAUGAUUGAAAGUAUAUUAUUUUAAAAAUAAUAAAACUAAAAACGGUGAGUUUAGUGUAUAUACAUUGGUGCCUCUCUAGCUUGACAGUGAAAGUAGUAGUGAUUUUACCACAAUAUCUAUAUUUAUAUACUUGUAUAUAUAUAUACAUUUAGAUCCAAGUAUGAAUCAGUAGAAGUAUACAUACAUAUGUAUAACACAUAACAGCAACCGCUGCAGUUAUGAGUGCGCGGAGUCAACUAUGUCAAGCACUUGGUGUAAUGGAGAAAAACGAAUUAGCGUAUAUUUUAACAGUGUUACCACUAUUAUUAAUUAAAGCUAUUAAUUAUUCAAUUAUAGAAAUAACUGGAAUAAAAUGUAUUGGUACAGUAGCAACAGAGGAUCAUCAAUUAGCUGUGCACCGAAUACUGUCACCAAUAAAUUUAACGUAAUUUUUGUCACUCUGUAUUCGUAUAAAAUUUUUCUAAGAAACAUUAUCAAUAAAAAAUUGAUAUUACUAAACAACUAUUUUAUAAAUAAUCGUAUUUACAACGAAUUUUGGAGUAAUAAUAAUAGACGACUAUAAAAAUAUUAGUGAGUGGAUUAUAUAUAUAUAUAUACAUGGAUUAUUUUAUUUAACAAUUACGAUUGUGAUUAUGAUAGUGAUAAUUAUGAUUAACAAAUCUUGAUCUAUCACGAAUAUAUGGAAAGAUCUGGGUGUUUUAAUCACAUCUUACAGCACCAGUAAUACUGUUAUCUCAAUAACGUGAAAUCUGGAUCAGUGUCAUUGAAGAUUGUGAUAAUACGUCCAGUAUGUUUAUUUUGUGGUUUUGAUAUACAAAGGAGUGUACAAUGACUAAUAACUGCAGUCAGUGAUUUAAGAGUAUAUACAGGAGACAUUUUAAACUACUAUUAUUACUAUCUUGAUUAUCAUAAAUAUUACUAUUAUUAUUACUGCAAUUACAUAGAAGAAAAAAAACUAUUAAUAAUAAUAAUAGUAAUCGAGUGUAAGUUGUAAAGUGUUGAAACACAAAACUCUAAUCAGGGGAUGCCUAGCCUACAAACGCUCGUCGUACGACGAGCUCCUCUCAUGGAUAUGGGUACUGCUACCAGUUCAGUAACUUCUGUGAAUCCAGCGUCAUCAAAAAAUGGAACGAUACACAAGAAACUAGAUAAUAAUAAGACUUCUAAUAAAUUGAGCAAUGUUGGACUUAAAUUACCGUUGGUUAAACAAGAGCACACUGGUACUAGUACUGCUACUGGAAAUAGUGGUAACAAUUUUUUAUUAACUGAGAGAACAAUAAUUGGGAAAGGUGGUCUAAGUAGCAUAGGUUUAAGUAGUUCUGUAAUAGCCACUGGUGGUUGUGAUGAUGGUAAUGGUAUCAAUAGUAGUAAUGGCGUUGAUGUACCACUUCUUGGGCGACCAGAGAGCAGUACCAGUCUUGAAGCACGUGCUUCAAUGGGUCAUGGAGCUGAUGUAGCUGUUGGUGGUAUCCAGGGUGGUAGUUGGGCAAACUUAUCACCAGGGAGUAAUUUACGUAAAUGUGAAACUGCUGUCGGUCUUAGUACACUACACCUGGAGAAUAGACCCAUCAAUAAGAGCCGAGUAUGCUCCAGAUGCUCUAGUUUACUGUCCCUAGCGUCUAGUUCGAGGUACAGUCUUGCUGCUGGUAAUUUUGUUCCGUCUACAACUACCAAUCAACUUAAUCAGCAGCAGCAACAGCAGCAGACUCAACAACAGCAAUCGCAACAACAACAACAACAACAACAACAACAACAACAACAACAACAACAGCAGCAACAGCAACAACAACAAACUUCAAGUCAAUUUCUUUGCAAGCUCUGCCUUGUUGAUGUUACAGUCUCCAAGAUAUUUAGGAUCGAAGGCUGCGGAUGUUUUUAUUGUAAAGAUUGUAUGAAAGCCUACGUUGAGUUUGAAAUAGAAGAAGGUGCUUAUGAAAUUAGCUGUCCGGAUGCACAGUGUGAUUGGUCGUCUAUUCUUACGUUAAAAGAAAUAUCGACGCUUGUUAGUUCGGAAUUAAUGGAAAAACAUCAAAAAUUCCGUCUCAAUAGAGAUGUGUCGAUGGAUAAAGGCCGCGCAUGGUGUCCACGUGCUGGCUGUGAGACGAUAUGUUCCAUAAAUAGUCCAGGAAGUAAUGGUAUGUCACCGGGACCGGUGCACUGUCCAAAUUGUUCAACAGAUUUUUGUUCAGUAUGCCGUGAAUCAUGGCACAAUGGACCAUGUCCAAAUCUUCCUUUGGGUAUACCAUUUGACAAUGAUCACAUUAAAUGUUGUCCAAUGUGCUCAGUGCCUAUUGAAAAGGACGAAGGCUGUGCUCAGAUGAUGUGUAAAAGAUGUCAACACGUAUUCUGUUGGUAUUGCUUAGCAUCAUUAGACGAUGACUUUUUACUGAGGCAUUAUGACAAAGGACCAUGUAAAAAUAAAUUAGGACAUUCUCGAGCCUCUGUUAUAUGGCAUCGAACACAAGUGAUAGGUAUUUUUGCGGGUUUUGGCCUUCUACUUCUUGUAGCGUCUCCACUAUUGUUAUUAGCUGCACCGUGUAUUGUAUGUUGUAAAUGUCGUGUGUGCGGAUCAUCACGACUUGAACAUGAUAAUAAUAAUGGAAAUGGUAGUAAUGGUGGUGGUACUAGUACUGGUAAUCAUGACGAUUCCUCGACGUAAGUUUUAAGAUUUGUUAUUUACAAUUAUUUCAAUAUAAAUACAACGGUAAUAAAAUAUAUAUUAAUUAGAUAUUUCAAACAAUUAAUACAAUUAAUUAAUAUUAAAUACAUUAAGUCGCGAUGUAUCGUUGUAUUUGAUACAUGGCUUAUAUCAAUGCAGUCAAAAAGUAAUAAGUAUCUUUGUUGAUUUUUAAAUAUUAUGAUUAUAAUUAUUACUAUU